ACGACCUUGAAGGAAAUGGCACGCGAAACACAUAUAACUCAUAGCAAGCAAAAUUAGCGGGAAAAGUUAAUGUCUAGCAAUCAUCAAUUACAUUGUUUGUGGAAAUGAGAAGAAGUAUCUUGGUCAUAGAAGUCCCGGGACGUCCAGCCAUGGAAGACAAUCAUCACGACGCCUAUCUCUCGACCCCGGAGAAGUCUUCCGUUUACACUCCUCCAUGCUUGGGAUUGGAUUGGAUUUUAUCUUCUCAAGCAUGCCCGAGAAGUUUAUCCGUCACAAUGACGGCUCAUAAGUGUGUCAUGAUCAUUCAAUUCCGGGAAGAGCACACGCCUCAUAUGCAACAUUUUGUUCAAUGACAUAUAACGAUCAUCAUGAAUGCAUCUAGCACGGAAUACUGCUCAAGUAUUUGUACGUUACGAUUCCCUUACUGCUUCAUCUCUACGGCACAUUCGCUUUUUCAGUCCCCGCCCUUCUGUCAACAUUGGUUGACAUUAAGAAUGACUCCUGCGAUGAGUUUGAUUACUCUGGCUGUUGUCUCCUGGAGCCUGGUCUAUGGAGUGACGGCUGGUGUUAUAUCUUCAGGAUGGACACCGACAAUAUCAGAAGUAACCACCAGCCCACGCCCUAGUCCAUCCCGCCCAGGGCCAUGCUCUCCAUGCCCUCAAUCCUCCUCAUGUCCUGUCGCCACCAUAGUGACCGUCACUGUGACUGCAACGGCAUGUGUCCCGACAACCACUCCUAGUGGCGGUGGAGGUGUAACUCAACCUCAUCCUUCCCCGUCUUUCCCAGUGCCGCCCGGCACACCAGGAGCUGGAGCUAGUCAAACAAGUGGUGGUCAACCAGGUCCAAGUCCAGGGCCAAGUCCAGGUCCAGGGGGAGGUCCAAGUCAAGGUCCUGGGCCAGGUCCAGGGCCCGGUCCCAGUCAACCAGGUCAAUCCCCAUGCCCAACCAUCCCCGUGGGACCCGGAGGUCCGUCAGCAUCGACCACUGUGCAUGUUCCAACCAUACCCUCCUCAGUGCAGCCUCAGCCUACCAGCUCCCUCCCUACAACCAUCUCCCCCGUUCAUCCACCUACAAGCACCCCGGGGAAAACCAAGCCGGUCCCACCGAUCAGCACGCCGGUGCAACCUCCACCCAGUGUGCAUCCAACUACCGAACCUGUUCCUUCUCUACCAAGUACCCCAGGAGCAACCCAGCCAGUCCCACCAGGCACACCAGUUCAACCUCCACCAAGUGUGCACCCAACUACCCUACCAGUACCUCCAGGAAGCACCCUGGGGGGAACUAAGCCUACACCACCACUGAGCACUCCAGUCCAGCCUCCGCCCAGCGAGAAACCUUCACCAAGCACUCCAGGAGAGACUAAACCGGUACCACCAGGCACACCAGUCCAGCCUCCACCAAGUAUACACCCAACUACUCUACCAGUUCCUCCGUCAAGCACCCCGGGGAAGACUAAGCCUACGCCACCAGGUACUCCAGUCCAACCCCCGCCCAGCGAGAAACCUUCCCCAAGCACUCCAGCAGAAACCAAACCGGCACCAAGCACGCCAAUCGAACCUCCACCCAGUGUACACCCAACUACCCAACCUGUUCCUCCGCCAGAAACCCCGGGGAAAACCAAGCCACUCCCGCCACCAAGCACCUCCGGGAAAACUAAGCCGGCGCCGCCACCAGGUACUACUCCAGUCCAACCUCCAACAAGCACCCCGGAAGAGACUAAACCGGCGCCAUCAACACCCGUUCAACCUCCAACAACUGAGCAUCCAACCACCAAACCAGGCCCUCCUCCAACCAGUAUCCCCACCCAGCCACCAACGGAGACCCCAACUGGUUCACCUCCCGGUCCUCCGGUACCCACCGCUUCACCAUCUGGCAGUAUCAUACCGACUCAACCCUCGUCUUCAGAGGAAGGAGUGAAGCCAACGACGACUGUACCAAGCGUCCCUCCCACAGAAACUCCUCCUGAGGAUGACCCCCCCGGUGAUGACCCUCCUGGCGAUGACUCCCCUCCUAAAACUACUCUUGUAAAGAGGGCAUAUCCCCGUUGGCAUCCGAAGAAGGGAAAGCAUUGGAAUUUCACUAAGCCUGAGGCGGGUAAGCCCAAGAAACCUGGUAGGCCUUUUGAGCCGCACUAUGAUGAGGACGAAGAUGAGGACUGAAAAAUUGUAAGGUAUUGAUUGUAUUGAGGAAUUAAUUGUUUUCUUAUUGGAAGUAUCUAGGUGGACCAGAUAUGCAGGC
Molecule: messenger RNA, 2238 nt
Organism: Aspergillus pseudonomiae
Lineage: Eukaryota; Fungi; Ascomycota; Eurotiomycetes; Eurotiales; Aspergillaceae
Product: putative extracellular threonine rich protein
Exons: 2
Coding region: 369-2159 (596 amino acids)
Source: RefSeq, a predicted model, not a curated record